AUGGGCUUCUCUCGCGCCUUGGCUGCGGUACUCACUUAUGGGUCUAUUGCCCAAGCCGCAUACGAUGUCUUUGACUAUGUAGACCCACUAAUCGGAACGAGCAAUGGAGGACAUGUAUUUGCGGGCGCAACUCUUCCCUUCGGCCUUGCCAAAGCGGUGGCCGAUUCGGUAAAUGAUAAUGCAGGUGGUUAUGCCUCCGAUGGUGGUCCCAUUACCGGAUUUUCUCAUAUGCACGACAGUGGAACGGGUGGUGGAGCUUCUCUUGGAAAUUUUCCUUUAUUUCCGCAAAGCGGCUGUUCUGGUGGCAUUCUUGAUAACUGCUACUUUACUAAAACUGACCGUCAAUCGAUGCCCAUUAACAGUUCCAUAGAAGCCCAUCCCGGCUACUUCUCGGUUACCCUCAAUACUUCUAUCAAAGCAGAGAUGACCGUAGCCAACAAAACAGCACUAUAUCGCUUCACGUUUCCUGACGAGCCUGUACCAAUGAAGGGUGGUGAUGCGAUGGGCGCAAAUGUUAUCCCAUAUGAGCCAGUGAUCUUGGCCGAUCUAACAGAUCUGUCAGAUUCUAGAAGCAAGGGAAGCGUGAAAGUUGACCCCAGCAGUGGGCGCAUUACUGGUUCUGGCACAUUCAACCCAUCUUUUGGAGUCGGCACAUACAACCUGUAUUUCUGCGCUGACUUUAAGGGAGCCAGCAUCAAAGACACCGGUAUCUUCCAAAACAACAGGGCCGGAACAAACUUCAAAGAGCUCAACACAGAAACUGCGACAGUUACAGGCCCUCCUGUACCUGGAGGCGCUUUUGUUCAAUUUAAUAAACCCAGCAAUAACCAGAUCUUGGCUAGAGUAGGCUUGUCUUUUAUCAGUGUGAACCAAGCAUGCGGCAAUGCCCAAUCCGAAAUUCCCAGCUUUGACUUUCAAGGAACACUUGAUACGGCUGAGGAUUCAUGGAGAAAAAAGCUAGGAGUUGUGCAAGUCGAUAACACAGGAGUGGACACCGAUAUCCUGACUACUUUUUAUUCGGGGCUUUAUCGAUCUAUGCUAUCUCCUCAGGAUUACACAGGGGAGAAUCCACUUUGGGAGAGCAGCGAACCUUACUAUGACUCUUUUUACUGCAUAUGGGAUUCGUUCCGCAGCAUCCACCCGUUGAUUACGCUUGUCGACCCGUAUAGCCAAACGCAGAUGGUCCGCGGACUCAUCGACAUUUACCGUCACGAAGGAAAAUUACCGGACUGUCGUAUGACCUUUUGUAAAGGCUGGACACAGGGAGGCAGUAACGCAGAUGUGGUUCUAGUUGAUGCGUAUUUGAAAGGACUUCACCAAGGUAUCGACUGGCAGACUGGAUACGAGGCGUUAAUCUCGGAUGCCGAAGACGAGCCUGUGAAUUGGGGAAUCGAGGGACGUGGCGGCCUGGCCAGCUGGAAGACGCUUGGGUAUAUACCCACUGAUGAUUUUGACCCCAAUGGAGUUGGUACUUUCUCAAGAUCCAUUUCUAGAACAGUUGAAUAUGCCUUCAAUGACUUCUGCAUUGCCGAAAUGGCUCAGUCGCUCCACAAGACAGCUGACGCGGAGAAAUAUCUCAAGCGCUCUAAGAACUGGAAGAACAUGUGGAACCCAAAUCAAAACUCUUACAUCUACGUCACUAACCCCGAUGGUUCGACUGGCUAUGUCGACAGUGGCUUUUACGGGUUCCUGCAGCCGAGAUAUUUGAACGGCACGUUUGGCUAUCAAGACGCCAUGAUGUGCAGCCCUAUGUACAGGUUUACAGACUGUUAUUUGGUUCCUACUGGCCAUGAGACCUAUGAGGGCAGCAGCUGGCUCUACACUUUCUACGCCCCUCACGACAUGAGUGACCUCAUCACCACACUUGGUGGCCCCGAUACAUUUGUCAAGCGCCUCCAAUUCCUUCACGAGACUCCAAACUUGCUUUACUUUGGUGAUGAACAAGCUUUCCUGUUGGUCUUUCUCUUCCACUAUGCUGGUCGUCCCGGCUUGUCCUCGUACUUUAGCCACUACUACAUCCCUUCACAGUUCAACGCUACCAUAGAUGGCAUCCCUGGUAACGAUGACUCCGGCGCCAUGGGAGCUUUCAGCACUCUUGCCAUGAUGGGUUUGUGGCCAAUGGGUGGACAGAACGUCUAUCUUAUCUUGCCUCCAUAUUUCCCUGAAGUUAGCAUCAAGAAUGGACUCACGGGCAAGACGGCGACUGUGAAGAACAUCAACUUUGAUGGAGGGUAUGAAAACAUUUACAUCCAGAGCGCGAAGCUCAAUGGGAAACCAUACACCAAGAGCUGGAUCACCCACGAUUUCUUUACGAAUGGAGGCGUGUUGGAGCUGACGUUGGGGAAGAAUGAGAGCAGCUGGGGAACAAGUUCGUCUAGUCUGCCGCCUAGUUUGGAUCUAGACAUUUAG
Molecule: messenger RNA, 2409 nt
Organism: Trichoderma asperellum CBS 433.97
Lineage: Eukaryota; Fungi; Ascomycota; Sordariomycetes; Hypocreales; Hypocreaceae
Biological process (GO): glycoprotein catabolic process; protein quality control for misfolded or incompletely synthesized proteins; carbohydrate metabolic process
Cellular component (GO): nucleus; cytosol
Molecular function (GO): carbohydrate binding; peptide-N4-(N-acetyl-beta-glucosaminyl)asparagine amidase activity
Source: RefSeq, a predicted model, not a curated record